AUGCUGGAAAACUACAUCCUAGGUAAAAGUUUGCAUACAGUAUUAGACACUCGCAUAAUAAUAAAAUCUCUCACAGGCGAGCUGGUCUUAUCCUCUGAUGAAACCACAAUCAAAGUCGACGAGUUUAGCUGCGAAACCAAAACGAACAAGCGACCAGUGAUACACCACCAUCGAACGGCGAACAUCGAGCCCACGCUUCAGCUAGAAGUGGAGGAAGCAACGCCAGAGCUCGAUUAUGAAACGCAGGACUACAACAUUGCCAAUUGUAUUCUCAAUUCCUCUUCUCUCGACGAUGCCGACUCCUUGAACUACUCGAUUGAAAGUUCAUCCUUUUUACAGCUUGAAUCUAGAUGGAAGCUGGCGAAUAACAGAAACAAAGAUGGAUCAAAAACUCAGAAAAUCAUGAUAUUUGCAAAACCAUCCUUCAAUCAAAUGUUCGCAAACGUUACCUGUCAGGCAAUCACGUUGCCCAACGAGCUCGUUCCUUCGAAUAAAAAUCUUCUGAAAAGAGGCUAUCCUGAUUCAACACUAGUCUAUUUCGAUGCAAACGGUACCGAGCUAUCUAACGAGUCCGACUCUAAUUCUGGCGUCAAUAUCACCACUUCUGGCACGUAUGAAUGCUCUGCAUUCAAUGCGGUUGGAAUGGAUUCAAAGGCGAUUAAAAUCUCAUCCGGUGGCCUUGGUUUAACAAAAGAAAAUGUCCACGUGAUGAAGCCUACAAAGAAACUGAUCUUGGAAGCAUCCAGCGUUUUCGACUAUCCAUUACAGGUUAACUGGCGACAUAAUCUUGAUUAUCUUCCGCGAACACUGCAUCAAGAAGAAAUUGAACUUUUGCCAGAUGGAAGAGUUAAGACGACGUCUAAACUUCGAGUCUCAUCUGACGAUAAUUUGACGCUGAAAGAAGGAGGGCUGUACGAGGCUGAGUUCAUUAUCGGCUUGAAUGGAUCGCACUACAUCUCAAACCAGCGAUUUGAUGUCAAAGUCGAGGUUCCACCGAAAAGGGAAAAUAUCAAAAUCGAAGCGAGCCCGUCAGUCGGUCAAAUCGCUCGAGGCGAAAACGUGAAAGUCUCUUGUCGAUAUGAAUUUGACGAGGAUCAUCUGAUUCAGCCAUCAACACACCUAAACGAUGGAGAAGAAGAUCUUGUCAUUGAAAAACUGGAAAGCCCGGUUGAAAUUACUUGUUUGGCGAAGAAUACAGCAGGAAAAGCAUCAGCCAAGAUGAUUCUCAUCCCAAACUCUCCACCAGAAAUCACGUCUCUUGACUUUGAUACAAACAAGAAUAUUGUUUGCAAUGCAACUGGCUUUCCAGAGCCAACAGUAACGAUUCAACUUCCAAAUGGAACAUCAAGAAACGAAAACACUAUCGCUAAGUCCAAAACAUCAAGCGGAAUUUAUCGCUGCACCGCUUCGAACCUGCUUGGACAAGCAUCCGUCAUUCGUCAAAUUGAUCCCUUCGACGCUGCCGCCAUAGCACUUGUCGUCUCCGCUACUGCAGCCUUUGUUCUAUUAAUUGUGCUUCUGUCACAUAAGCUUUCUCCGAUCAAAAUGCCCGGCGCGAGGUGCGGUACGAUGGACAUUCCACAGGAACAUCGUCCGAGCGAAAGUUACAGGCAGCGUCGGAGCGCUGAACCCAUCGCUCAUCAAAUUCCUCAGAAAUACAUCAUCAGCAGCAGCUCGUCAGGCUCGUCCGAUCCAGACUCACCCCAAGUUGUCGUUCUUCAACCACCAUCAUUCUGA
Oikopleura dioica is the source of this 1737-nucleotide messenger RNA. NCBI's taxonomy places the organism in Eukaryota, Metazoa, Chordata, Appendicularia, Copelata, Oikopleuridae. The record is from the annotation of a GenBank genome assembly.